Messenger RNA from Triticum aestivum (bread wheat), 1431 nucleotides. Its product is annotated as zinc finger matrin-type protein 3. The transcript has 3 exons. NCBI's taxonomy places the organism in Eukaryota, Viridiplantae, Streptophyta, Magnoliopsida, Poales, Poaceae. The record is from RefSeq and is a predicted model, not a curated record. Bases 310 to 1248 code for a protein of 312 amino acids. Gene Ontology annotation, molecular function: nucleic acid binding; zinc ion binding.
CAAGUUUUAGUCCCAUUACUUUUAGUCAUGUGAACCAUUUUGGGAAGCUUGUAAUUAAGGCCGGGUGAACCAACCAACCAACGAUGACCCCCUUCCGUUUUCUCUUCAUUAAAUUUUCAAUCCAUUCGCUCCCACUCAACCAUAUUCAUUCGGACUGACCUUCCCAUCACUGCUAGCUCCACUUCCACUUUGAGUCGCCGAUAUAGCUAGUUCCUCCAUUGCCGAUCGAUCAGGCCAUCAAGGAGGAAGACGAAGGGCGGCGUCGACGUCGCUCCAUCACGUCGGGUUGACGGCGACCAAGUAGACUGCAUGGACAUCCGGAUGAACGCUACCCAGCGCAGCAGGCUUCAGAUCAGAGCUCCUACGGUCGUCAAAGCACACAACGUCGAUGUUGCUCGACCAUGCCAGGCCCACAGCGACCAAGAAGAAGGCUACACGGCUGCGGACAUCACCCUGGAAAACGCUAUCGAGCGCCAAAAGCUUCGGAUCAGGGCUCGCCGCGCUUCCGGCGGCGCAGUUCACCAGGCUCCUCUACCAGUACAGAAUCCAGCAUCACUUUCUUCAGAUGCACCUGCGCAUCGCGCAGGGACAAAGAGGCAAGCAACCUGGCCGCCUCCUGGUGUCUCCGGCGUUCGACAGCCGCCGCAGAACCAGUUCCAGGCGCUGGCACCGCCGAGGCAGCAAUACCAGGAGCGGCCACCGCAGAUGCAGUACGUGGCAGCGCCGCCAGCGCAGGCGCUCACACUCCAGAAGCAGAGGUCACGGCCGCACGCCACGCCAGCGGCCGCCAGAACGCCGCCUCCGCAGAUGACUACCAGCUCCAAGCCGCCACUUCACCUAAGGUCCCCAGCCAACCUGGCGGCAGGCAACACGCCCUCCAUCGUUUGCCGCGUCUGCGGCGUGCGGUGCAUGACGGCGUUCAACCUCAGGCAGCACGAGGAGGGGAGGAAGCACCGGAACAAGGUGGCCAACGCCGCCGGUGAGGCAAACGUGCGGUGCGAGAUGUGCGAUGUGGUCCUCUCAGGCAAGCUCAACGUCCAGGAGCACUACGCCGGCAAGCAACACCUCCAUCGGGUCUUCUUCUCCGGUGCCAGUGCCACCGCCGGUGAGAUAAACGUGCGGUGCGAGAUGUGCGACGUGCUCAUCUCAGGUGAGCUCAACGUCCAGGAGCACUACGCCGGCAAGCACCAUCUCCGUCGGGUCUUCCUCUCCGGUGCCAGUGGCACCGCCGGCAACCCAGCAACCUGACAUGGCCAUUCUGCUAGUACUACGGUAGUACGUACCAGCUAACAACUUUCCUUUCGACUUGAUUAUCCAGUGGUUUUUUAACAUUAAACUGUCCUGUAAGUGUGCAUAUAUUACUGCAUUCACAGUGUCAGUCUGACUGCUAAAUUCGUCAUUUGAAUACUGUAACGGAUUAUAUUUGUACCU